Epithele typhae is the source of this 1848-nucleotide messenger RNA. RefSeq lists its product as uncharacterized. Lineage: Eukaryota; Fungi; Basidiomycota; Agaricomycetes; Polyporales; Epitheliaceae. The record is from RefSeq and is a predicted model, not a curated record. Bases 1 to 1848 code for a protein of 615 amino acids. The transcript is spliced from 11 exons.
AUGGCACCCCGCAGCGGCAAAAGGGGUGCUGAUCAGCUCCCCUCUGAUGACGGCGAGGUUGCAGAACAAGAAGACGAAACGGGCUCAAACAAGCGUCCCGGUAGAGCACGGAAACCAACCAAAAAGCAGAAACAAAACGACCAGGAUGCCGAUGACAAGCGGGCCGCACAACUCAAGCGUGAACUCAAGGAUCUGGAGACUCGCAAGAAGCAGCGAAGUUCAGCCAGUAACAAGAAUGGCACGGACUCCUCACCUGGACCCGAGUCCGAGGAUGAAUAUGUCUCAGAUGGAGGAACAUUCAGGCGCAGCCAUGGGAUGCGAGCCAAGGUGCGCGAGAAAUACGAAACAACACUACAGACAGCGCCCGGCCCUAUGCGUAUUUCUCACCGCGAGGGCAGUGAGAGUCCGCCACGGGGACGCUCUCAACAACCGCGGAACUUGUGGUGUGCCAUCAUCACACUCCCGCCCUUCAUCGCGCCAUCGGUUGUCGUCGCCCUCCCGCCAGGAUCCAUCUCGUUCUCGCCCGCCAUCACAACUUUCUCGCCCACCAUCGCGCUCUCGCACACAGCCGCGUUCUUGCCCGCCAUCGCGCGCUCACCUGCGGUCGCGCUCUCAAGUAUGCUCUCGUCUGCGGUCAUCGCUCCCUCACCCACCAUCGCGUGUUCACCCACGGUUGCGCUCUCAAGGUCUGUCAUCUCGUUUUUGCCUGCCAUCACACUCUCGCUCAUGCUCUCGCCCACCACCGCUCCCUCGCCUGCUGCCACCAUGACCAUCGCGUGUUCGCCCACGGUCGCGCUCUCAAGGUCCAUCAUCGCGCUCUCGCCCGGCGUCACGCUCUCGCCCUGCGUCGCGCUCUCGCCCGGCGUCGCGCUCUCGCCCAGCAUCGCGCUCUCGGCCAGCGUCGCGCUCUCGGCCACAGUCACGCUCUCGUCUGACAUCCCUCAACGGCCUGACCAAACGAACACCACCCCCGCCGCAAACACCUCCCUUCUUCUCCGAGGCGUGGAUCCGAAGAGUCGCCCUUCCACCGGCCAGUACAUUCCGGACGUCAGAACUCUCCUGGACCGCGCGAUCAACGAGUUUUAUCGCUAUCUUUAUGCUACUAAUGCGUUUCCCAGCAACGAAGAGGCCGAAAAGGCCAUCACAGACGCGUGGAAAGUGGCUUGCGCACCUCGUAAGAACGAAUCCGCUCCGUUAUCAAAUGCGCGUGGCGAGCCAUUCUAUGCGUUCCGUUCUUCGACUGCAAAGGCCUACGGCUUCCGGACAAGCGAAAAGAAGAAGGACUGGGACGAGAAUGCUCGGAAGAGUGCGAGGCUGCUCGAAGAAGGCACCUUCCAUCACAAGACGUUCGACAUUCGCCCUCGUGACGAAACAACAAGGGGCCGUUUUGCGGAGAACGAGGCUGUAUUUGAUGCGAUCUGUGUUACCUUCUUCAACUCGGGCGACGGCUACUCCAGCAUUGGAUUCCAGUACCCUGAGUGCUUCAAUCCUCUCCCAAACGAGUCGAUCGCAUUCGUGAUGACAAUGAUUCGAGCCCAUAUCGCGGAAUGGAGCACCGGCAAGAGGGUGACGGGUCAGUUCAACCACGGCGACCGUGGCGAUGACUCCUCGGGGCAUGCCAAGCACUAUCGGGGCUUUCUCGCCGAUCUCAAGGAGUACGAAGCUGCGAACCCGCAAGCAUGGAAGAACAUUCGGACGCGCAUGUACUCACGUGCCUUUGUGACCUUUGCCUUGGACAUCAAGCCGUGCUGGUGGAGGAAUCGACCUCAAUCUCUCAUCCACACGGGUUUCGAGCACCGCAAUGAACAGUGCAACCAGUCAGCUGGCGGGGCGGACUGGGCUUACUGA